AUGAUGCCUCUUUCAUCAAACCGAAUCGACACCAACAACCUCGAUCGUCGCGGUCCCAGUGCGGAUAUUGCGCCUUCCUCGCCACGACAGCGCGGUCGAUUCUUGGGCUCGAGCAGCCAGGGCCAGCAUGGUCAUGUCGCCGUGAGCAUUGGCGAUGACGAUCGCAAGACGCUUGUAGGGAAAGCAGCCGCAGCAUCGGCUUAUGGCUUGGGCCCAAGAGCGACCAACUCGCUGGGGGCGUCCACCAUGAGUCGUGGCAAGGGGCGGUUAAGGAUCGUACUGUUCGCUUCCGCCGUGUUGGGGGUGUGGUGGUGGACUCGCAGCGGGGGUACCGAGAGCGAUUCGAGGCCGAGUCUUGUCAACAAUAAUCUGCCAUUGUCGCGACCAGAUGGAUCUCUUGCGAACGAGAAGGUUCUGAUGGCGGACGAGGUGGUGCGGCUAAACGGCGACCCGAUGCCGUCAAAUUCUGAUCCCGAACAACCCAAAGUCUUCGACCUGCCCAAGCCGAAACCGAAACCGAAGAAGCGGCCACCAAGGAAACCGCUGACCCCAACAAAACCAGGUUCGUCGGUCAUCGACGUCGACGUUGCACCGCCACCACUCGCCGAGACCUUGAUCGACCCGGCACCCCCCAUCGAUCGCUACCUCGCCUACUCGCCGCAUUCCGGCUAUCAUAAUCAGCGCAUCUCCCUCGAGAACGCCUUGACUAUCGCAUACAUGCUCAAACGAACCUUGCUCGUCCCUCCGGUCUGGCUCGGUCAUGCAAUUCCCUACAUCUCUUUCGACAAACUCGAUCGACGGUUGGCAAUGGCGAGCAAGACCGGCCUGGACCAUUGCAAAGACUUCGGGGACGGUGACUCCGAGGACCCGAUACCCAAAGAAUGCAUCGGGUACUUUAGCUGGACGCAGCUCGGGUGGGAUUUUAUCGUCGACUUGAACGGCGCCAGGAAACUUGUCCCUAUGAAGGAGCGAUGGGAUGCGACCGACGCAUGGCUGACAAAGGAGCUGAACCUGAGCGGCAAACCCGGCGUCGACCGAUAUGACCUCAAGGACGACAUGCUGUACCAGUUCCGCUACUACGACUCGUCGAUUGACACGGCGCCGCUCGACAAGUUCGAAAACCGCGUUGAUGUCUUGAAACUCGCUCGCGACACGCGCGAUUACAAGCUCGUCAACCUCGGCACCUUGUUCGGCACGUCGCGCGUUCGAACGACGACAGACGAAGCGUACGAGGCGCGUUCUGCUUUCCGACAAGCGACCGUUUUCAAAAAUGCAUUGCUGGAUGAGAUUACCGAAACAGUGCGCGAUCGACUGGGCGGACCGGGCAAGUACUAUGGCUUGCACCUGCGCGUCGGCGACGGGAUUUUCCAAAAGAGCGCGGCUGCGAACAUGGCCGGGGUGUGGCAGAACUUGUGCGCGGUCAAGAUGAAGCAGCCCCAGGAACUUUGCGAUCAGAUCGCAAAACGCUACCGAGAUGGUGCGACAUUGCGGACUCGAGCUCAGAUCCCGGACAAGCUCGACCCCAAGAUCGCAACCUGGUUCAACUCGACCCCAUCCAAGCCGCCCAACACGCCCCUGACGAAGCGCAGGAACUCGCACGCUCAGCGUCCGGGAGCCUACAAGCACAGUCCGCUACCCAAGAUACCUGUUAUUCGAUCGCGAGAGGACUCACUCCUCGACCCGAGCUUGACAUGUCGCGGGCCCUUCCACGUGACCGAAGAGAUGCUGCCGUUUAACGCCCCGCUCUUCAUCGCGACGGACUCUAAGCAGCCUACGGAAGAUGCAAACUUGGGCUUGUUCUUCGCUACUUUCCCGUGCACCUUCGUUCUGAACGACUUCUCCUCCGUUUCCGAGGUCAACCGCAACCCUGUCGCGGCGUUCAACGAAUUGUCGGGGCUGCGGAAUCGGUACGACAAAGUCCCGUUGGCCCAGUUCAUGUAUCCGCAGCUCGAUGCCCAGAUUGCGGCGUACGGUUGCAAGCUGGUUGGAACACCUCAGAGCACGUACAGUCGUUUUGCCGUCGACGUCAUGCACCAAGUGUAUCAGUACGUUGAUUGUCCCUCGAGUGAUCCGAAGCGCCUGACUGAGAGCUGACCACUGUGACCUCCUUUCGCUUUUUGCAGUGGGUGGCCGAUCAUCGAGCGAGGUUGA
Molecule: messenger RNA, 2151 nt
Organism: Microbotryum saponariae
Lineage: Eukaryota; Fungi; Basidiomycota; Microbotryomycetes; Microbotryales; Microbotryaceae
Source: the annotation of a GenBank genome assembly